AGAAGGGGUGGUUUGCGGUGGUAAAUACCCGGCUGCAACAACACACCACACCACCGAUUGGAAAGGCCAAAAUUAAUUGUGUUUGUUUGAGCAUUACAGUCAGACAAGCGGACGAUAUGUAGUAUUAUACUCAAUGUUUAUUGAUCAGAUGUCAGUGAGUGCCAUCAUGCUGUAGAUCAGUGUGUGGCUAUAUUUGUCUGGAUUAGGGCUGUUUAACACAUUUAAACUCUUGGAAUUAGCGCUUUCACGGCGGAUCAUCGAUAGAUUAGUGUUGAUCUCGUCUCAGGAUUUUUAAGGACACUGUUUGUGUGGGUUUUACAAGAGCUCGAUUGCCAACAACAAAAGCGCUAGCACAACCGGCUAGUCAAACACUGGUGCCUUUAGUCAUUUUAUUUUUUAAAUAUGCCCGUAAUUGACAUCAGAAAUUAUUUAACGAUCUUAUUAAUUAGUUAAAUCGACAUUUCGCCUCGUAGAUGAAUUAAUUUGGUCAGUGGGUUUGAUAUUAUUAGAUUAGAUGUGUAGGUUGACAUUAGCAUUAGCCCGUUAGCAUUAGCGGCUCCUUUGUUGUGAACUGGGUCUUCUAAGACUGGUUUGUGCUUUUACAUUUCGGAAAAUUAUCGUUUUAAUUUUUUUUAAUCGGGUAUAUUCUCUCAUAAUUUAAAGAUUAAAUAAAAAGCUUUAAGCUCUCUUAAUUUGGCUACAACCCUUGCGUUUUAGUGAGAUAGAGAUAUUAAUAUAAAGGAAAUGUUGGACGGGUAGUGUUUAAUCAAUAUCAACACAAACCCAGAUUUUGUGUAAAUAAUAACGGUAGUAAAGCUACAACGUAGCACAUUUGAUCGUUUAAGAGUCAUUAUGGCCUUCACUUUGAGCUUAAAAGAGAUCUGUGUAUUAUGGACACAUCUGCUCUUCAUUGUCAUGGGAAAUGCAGAUUCUUCACAACUCAGUGAGAAUGUAUAUGUAUCAGGGAUGUCUAACGCCUGCGGAGAUGUGGCUGAGCAGAUCAGGGCGUCCAGUGGAGUGAUAACCAGCCCUGGCUGGCCCUUUGAGUACCCAUCUCGCAUCAACUGCAGCUGGAACAUAAGGGCAAAUGCUGGAGAGAUCAUCACCAUCAGUUUCCAGGACUUUGAGAUUCAGAGCUCGCACCGAUGUGGUUUGGAUUGGAUCUCCAUUGGAAACUACAAGAACCUGGAUGGGUACCGUGCAUGUGGCUCAUCCAUUCCGGCCCCAUACAUCUCUUCACAGGAUCAUGUGUGGAUCAAGUUCCACUCUGAUGACAGCAUGACUGGAAAGGGCUUCAGGCUCUCUUACAUAACAGGGAAAUCAGAGGAAGCGAGUUGCAAGUCAGAUCAAUUCCAUUGCGCUAAUGGAAAGUGUAUCCCGGAAUCGUGGAAGUGCAACACCAUGGAUGAAUGUGGGGAUAACUCAGACGAGGAGCUGUGCCUGCAGCCUAACCCCUCCGCAUUCUUCUCCUUCCAGCCCUGCGCCUUCAACCAAUUCCCCUGCCUCUCACGCUACACCCGCGUCUACACCUGCCUGCCAGAGUCCCUCAAAUGCGAUGGCAGCAUUGACUGUCAGGACCUGGGUGACGAGAUUGACUGUGAUGUGCCCUCCUGUGGAGAGUGGCUGCGCAACUUCUAUGGCACUUUCAGUUCACCCAACUAUCCUGACUUCUAUCCCCCUGGUAGUAAUUGCACCUGGCUGAUUGAUACCGGUGACCACCGAAAGGUUAUCCUGCGCUUUAUGGACUUUAAGUUAGAUGGCACAGGCUAUGGCGACUAUGUUAAAGUCUACGAUGGGUUGGAGGAGAACCCCAGGCGUCUGUUACGUGUGCUGACGGCCUUUGACUCUCGGGCCCCCGUUGCAGUAGUUUCAUCAUCAGGACAGCUUAGGAUCCAUUUUUACGCAGACAAAAUCAACGCGGCUCGCGGCUUUAAUGUUACUUAUCAAGUAGACGGUUUCUGCCUACCAUGGGAAAUCCCAUGUGGAGGGAACUGGGGCUGCUACACCGAGCAACAGCGCUGUGACGGCUACUGGCACUGCCCCAAUGGCCGGGAUGAGCUCAACUGCAGCAACUGCCAGGAGGAUGAGUUCCCGUGCUCACGAAAUGGCGCUUGUUACCCACACUCUGACCGCUGCAACUACCAGAACCGCUGUCCGAAUGGCUCGGACGAGAAGAAUUGCUUUUUCUGUCAGCCUGGGAACUUCCACUGCAAGAACAACCGCUGUGUGUUUGAAAGCUGGGUGUGUGAUGCACAAGAUGACUGUGGGGAUGGAAGCGAUGAGGAGAGCUGCCCGGUAAUCAUACCCACAAGAGUCAUCACUGCUGCUGUAAUUGGUAGUCUAAUUUGCGGCCUGCUUCUGGUGAUUGCUCUAGGCUGCACCUGCAAACUGUACUCACUCAGGAUGUUUGAGCGCAGGUCAUUUGAGACCCAGCUCUCCAGAGUGGAAGCUGAGUUACUGAGAAGAGAAGCUCCUCCCUCUUACGGACAGCUAAUUGCUCAGGGCCUGAUCCCCCCAGUGGAAGAUUUUCCUGUCUGCUCUGGAAAUCAGGCAUCUGUUUUAGAAAACCUCCGACUGGCAGUCCGUUCUCAACUGGGCUUCACCUCAAUCCGACUCCCCACCACGGGCCGCCACGGUAACAUCUGGAGACGCUUGUUCAAUUUUACACGUUCACGGCGGUCUGGUUCUUUAGCCCUGGUUUCUGCGGACACUGAAGUGGGACCUGCUGGUAGCGGUACAGCACUGGAGCCAGAGCGACUCUGCUCUCACCGCGGACUCCUGCCCCUGGACUCCGACGACACCGAUAACGAGAGCGAGCACCAUCCCCGCAGGGAUGUCCCUGGAGCUGUUGGGGGCCUAAUGGCCCCGCUUCCACAAAAAACUCUCCCUACUACAGCGGUGGAAGCCAUCGUGUCUGUCUCUGCCAGCUCAGUUCCACUUGUCAGUCGUGAGAACAGUAUCUCUGACAGUAUCUCAGAAAGUUCGGGAGUGAACGGACCUUUGUGUACCUCCGUCUCUACUGUGAGGAGCCCCUUCAGCAGUGCUCUUAGCCGGGUCAGCCGCAGCCUCCGCUGGAUUCGCUUCACAUUGGGUCGCUCUGGGGAUGGUGGAUCGAGCAGCAUAGGGCAGAAUCACAGCCCGCUGCGUCAGCUGGAACAGGGAAGUGCAACCUGCACUGGUGUCGGCAUCAGGGGUGAGGAAGAGGAUGACGUGGAGCUCCUUAUUCCCGUCUCAGACGCUGGAUCUCUGGACAGUGAUGAGAUUUCCAGACCCCUGCUGGAACCAGGCCUGGAGCAAGUCUUGGGGCCCCACCUGGUGUCUGCAGCGGUCUCUUUGAGAGGGCGGCUGGUGGGCAGGGACGGCCCCUGUGAACACUGUGGAAUAGUCCACACAGCGAGGAUCCCUGAUGCUUGUCUAGAGGCAACGGCGAAAACAGAAACAAGUGAUGACGAGUCUUUGCUGCUCUGUUAAGACUCUUGAGGAACUCCCUGACUUGGUACGUGACCCAUAUGACUCUGAAACGCUCCCCUGCUCACAGCUCGCCAUUUCUUUCGUCCCCUCUAGUGGAGCGGAGGUUGAAUGUCUUUAGACGUGUGUACUCUUGAGAGCUUUAGAGUUCAGGUACUUUUAAAGACCGCUCUGUAUGUGUCAUACAGAAGAGUACAAGAGCUCCCUGGUCCCCCCCACUGUGCAAUAUUAGUUUUCGUUGAGAUGUUUACCAGGUAAAAGUCUAUUUUUCUGAAGUCAAAUUAAGGUCACAUUGUGCAGAGAGCGAGCCACUCUACAGUUCUUAAGCCGUGAAAGCAGCGCAAAAAAUAUCUAUCCUGCACGGUGUGGAACAAAGAUAGACUGAACACUUCGACCGCUGCCAGAGAUAUUACCUUACCUUUAAGUUAUUUGUCAUUUGAUGUCAGACAUUUCUGUUGCAUUUGAAAUAAUAUUCACCCAAAAAUUAAGAUUUUGUCAUUUAUUCACCCUCAUGUCACUCUUUCAUCGAACACAGUGGUUGAAAUUUCAGCGGCUCUUUUUUUUACAGUAAAGUCAUAAAGUGACCAGGACCUUUCAAGCUUCUAAAAGCGCAAAAAAGGACCAAAAAAUUAUUGCUUUGUGUGAGGAACAGAUAGAAAUUUAAGUAGCCUAUUAUCAUUAUUAACUUUCAAAUCUCAUUUGUGUUGGCGUACAUUCAAGAAUGGCAUGUUAUUCUGUGUUCAGUUCAAGUAAAAGCUCAAUCAAUAGCAUUUGUGGCAUAAUGUUGAUUUCCACAAAAAAUAUUACGAAGCAUCCCUCUAAAAAUUCUAAAUUGCGUUUACCGUAAGGCACUUCUAAAGGAAGCUAAUGGGGCCAGACUGUAAACACUAAAAUACACUUUGUUUCAAAAGAAUAGCAACAAGAUGUAAACAUUAUACCUGUUAACAUGAUUUUAGUGUAAUUAAAAUGGCUUACGCAAUUUAUCUGUGUUAUAUACAAUAUUACAACUUUGUUGCCAUGACACCGGGAACCUGUAAUCCCGGUUUUGGAUAUAACUUAGUUCAUGUGAACACGUAUAACGUUUGUCUUUUGGCUAUACUUUUGAAGUCCCAUUUAAUUCCAUUGUAAAUCCCUUAAUGUAUAUAUAUAUUUUUUUUUUAAGAAACGAGGGAUGAGCCAGAAUUACUUUUGUAGUAACGUUAUGCCACUAUUGCUGUUAAUGGAGCAUAACUUGUUUUAAACCGGGAAUUUUACUUUUUAAGAUUUUGCAAAAGGUUUGACAUCAGUAAUAUGACACAUCAUUGGUUCUUGCUUGUCAACGAUCAGCAUUAACAUCACACUUUUAUAAUUUUAUUUCUGGACACACCAUUUUUGAAUGUAAGAAAACAUAAACAACAUAACACAUAAGAUUUGAGAGCUGUGCUGCCCUACAAAGGAAAAAUCCAGUAACUACACCAACACUGAAAUUGGCUUCAAGGUAUUUCGCUUUUAGUGUACAUUUUGUAAUUAGUGCAGCUUUCACAUACGAUUUUCUGAGCAUAGUUGAGCCAAAUCUGCCUGUAAAGGGACAGAUCGUUGUCUUAGAGCCCCAAUUUUGGUCAUAACUACAUUUUGACAAAAUAUGCACAGAUGGACUACUUUUUGGCACAUGGUAAUCAUUUUUGGAGCUGAACAGCUAUUGCCCCCGUUCCCUUUCUUUGUGUGCAAAAGAGCAGCUUGGACAUUCUGCAAAACAUCUUUUGUGUUCCACAGAAAAUAAGGUAAUUAAGUCAUACAAUGUCAACGAAAUGAGAGUGAGUAGAUGACAGAAUAUUAACUUUUGGGUGAACCGAUCCUUUAAACUUCUAGCAAAAAGUGGAAGAUCACAUAAAAUAAAAAAAUUGUACAUUUGUUGAACUUAAUGUUAGUUUGGUCCCUGCUAGAGUGGUUGUUGGUUUGUUACACACGAUUGUGGCCGAGGGACAUUUAUUUUAAACAGAGUAUAAUCUGAGAGGGAGCUAAUAUUUUUAAAGAAAAAAUUAUGUAUUGUAUUACAGCCACUUUUGUUUGUUGUAUUUAUUGUUUUGUUACCAAUAACUCUUUGGUAACCAUAAUGUUUUGGUACUGAGAAUUCUUGUGUGAGUGUGUAUAUUUAUUAUUGGUUUUCAUUUCAAUAGCGUUUACUUGAAAAGCAUGUCCAGUUGUCUUGUGCUUAUUUUGUUUUUUCAUUUCAUAAUGCAGUGUUAAUAUAUCUAUACACACAUGCACAAACACACAAAUAUAUGUGUAUAUAUA
Molecule: messenger RNA, 5742 nt
Organism: Xyrauchen texanus (razorback sucker)
Lineage: Eukaryota; Metazoa; Chordata; Actinopteri; Cypriniformes; Catostomidae
Gene: lrp12
Product: low density lipoprotein receptor-related protein 12
Exons: 7
Coding region: 853-3471 (872 amino acids)
Cellular component (GO): plasma membrane
Molecular function (GO): low-density lipoprotein particle receptor activity; protein binding
Source: RefSeq, a predicted model, not a curated record